AUGUUCCCGAAGGACAUUAGGAAUGUUAACAGUGCGUCCAAAGUUCACCGAAGCCUGACAUGCAAUGGGCGAAUGCGUGCUCAGUGUUGCGAAGUCAAAAACUACGCUCAGCUUAAGCUGUACUUUACUUGCGAUUGCUGUUUGAUGGCACCACCUACAUUACCCGACAGUAAAGCGAAUUGCCAGCGACUGACAAACAUGACGCGACGUGCGUUGCAAGCGGAGGGGGAUGGUGACAGGCGAUAUGACGAUUUCAAUCACACACAAAAUACAAAUAUCAAGGGGACACCUGUGAAGCUUAAUACUUUGACUCAAAACCUGCGCAGCGGCAAAAAAAUCACA
Molecule: messenger RNA, 342 nt
Organism: Opisthorchis viverrini
Lineage: Eukaryota; Metazoa; Platyhelminthes; Trematoda; Opisthorchiida; Opisthorchiidae
Exons: 1
Source: RefSeq, a predicted model, not a curated record